GAACCAUAUAAGGCAUUCUUGCCCACUACAUGGAACUACAAACCGAUGUUUAGAAAUCCUGGCUCGGACAAGGUCUUAUUCGACGUUAGAAAUAACCCACAGGUUGCCUCUUGGGUUGCCCAGGUGCCUAAACUAGAGUACAACCAAUCUCAGGAACCUUCUGGACGUCCUCGGGUAAAUCUGAAUGAUGAGAAUGUUCGGCUAGUAAGCCCCCCCCUGUCAUUUCACACCCCGAUAGAAAAAGUUGUAGAACAGGACCUUAUCGGGUUUGAUCAGCAACAGACAGAAGAGCUAUCAACAAGUAUCGACAAAGAAAAUGAGAGAAUAAGCAUCACUCAGUCAGAAACACAAGUCCCUCAGCAUCCACCGCCCUCUAAACCCGAACGCGAUGACCCAUUCAUUCAGUUAUGGAAAGGUGCUCAAAUAGGAGAGCCUCGCGUGGAACCCAGCAUCACGCCCCCGCCUCGGCGCUCUACCAUGAGACAGCAGGCAGGCCGCCGGUAUGAUGGGUUUCAAGCCCCAGAAUGCCCACCUGGUUAUGAAAAAGUGCAUAAAGGGCCAGAUCCAGAUCCCGAAUUGACCCAAGCCAUCGUCAAGAAGCUCGUCCGAAUGAUGGGCUCUCUGGAAACUUUCACUGGUAAAGUGUCUUUGAAAGCUGAACUAGGGCGCUUCUGUCUCACAAAGGUCAAUCACAACCAUGUGUGGUUGAAGGGCAGCGCUUGUCAAGAUAAAGUCAAGUCAUUACAGGACGUGAAAGAGAUCUUGGAUAGACAUCAUGUCCGACCUAAAGAUGUCAUAUUCACAAAGUUUCUGACAGGAGAUGGGGAGGAUGCAAAUCAUAUUACAUUUGCCCAUGAUAGUUUUAGGCGAAGAUUAUGGGUGCCCACUGCUCGUCGCACUGUUUAUGAGAUCUACUGCCGCGUUAAGACAGCAGACGAAAAGGUUCAUAAGCUCGCAUUGGAGGUUGACGCCAAAGAACUCACCUAUAGAAUCUAUGAACGGGGUGGUGGUUCCUGCGCUGUCUUCGUGCAUUGUCCUAUGAGGGUAUGGGACUUCCAAGUCACCCUCACCAAGUCGCAAGACUUGGGCCUAACUUACCGUGAAUUUGCAGAGGACCUUAUUAACAACAUGAGCAUCACACAACAAGACUCCGGCAUACCGUUCUUGGAAUUUGUUGUUAAAGGAGUAUACCAGGCUGAGAUAGUCCUUGUUCGAACCCGCAACAUUGCCUCUUAUACGAGGAACGGAGCAUGUAUUCAGCCCUUUUCCAACACCCAUGGUUCGAAAUCAUCAACUUCGAGCAUAUUAGAGAUCUGCGAGGUGCAUGACAUGGCACCAAGGAUUAUCGGCAGAGAAAAUGGCAAUGUGACCAUCCUGUUUGAUAAGUACGAUGGAGAUCGGCAACGUGGCCAGUUACCAAUCUGGUACGAGGUCUCAUUGCAAUCCAAGGUAAUCAAUAAGGCACUACAGCAGAAUCAAGACCUCGAAAUAGGCGAGGAGGUUUCUUGGACACCUCAGCAGCUCCAGAAAGCUGGGGCAUUUGAUGAAAUUAUCACAUCUGCGAUUGAGGUGGUAAAGAAUAUUGACGGAGUAGGUUACUGGGGAGAUAACUUCCAGGACGCGAAAAACUAUAAGAUGCCCCCUUCGGGAACAGAGACAUAUUUGCAACACCCGACUUCUAAACGGCCUCUAUGAUAGUGGAACGCUCAGCUAGGGAGUAUGAACGGCCGGCGUUAUUUGUGAUUGUGAAAAUGUCUAUGAUUUGGUGAAAGAGGGUGUUGGCAUCUGGAUUGGCGUACGGACUGGCUUUUGCUUCAUGGUUAUUAUACUCUUUGUGCGAAAUGGCAAUUCCUACUUCUUGUUCGAAACCUUAAUACGACAUUACUCAUAUAGUCCUUGACUAAUGUGCAUGACCGCAUACCUAUUAGGAUGAAAAUUAAUACUUUACGAGUAAAACUUGGCAAGAGGACGCAGGCAUGAAGCUUAUAAUUGCUAUGAUGCUUGACGUUGCUAGCCUCUAACUAGUACUUAUUCUAAUCAACUUGUGAUAUAGUCUAGGGCUUAUUGCUAC
Daldinia decipiens is the source of this 2071-nucleotide messenger RNA. RefSeq lists its product as uncharacterized. Lineage: Eukaryota; Fungi; Ascomycota; Sordariomycetes; Xylariales; Hypoxylaceae. The record is from RefSeq and is a predicted model, not a curated record. The transcript is spliced from 3 exons. The coding region runs from base 46 to 1695 and encodes 549 amino acids.